Haliaeetus leucocephalus (bald eagle) is the source of this 3748-nucleotide messenger RNA. It is a transcript of the gene TAPT1, whose product is annotated as transmembrane anterior posterior transformation 1. Gene Ontology annotation, biological process: positive regulation of cilium assembly; maintenance of protein localization in endoplasmic reticulum. NCBI's taxonomy places the organism in Eukaryota, Metazoa, Chordata, Aves, Accipitriformes, Accipitridae. Gene Ontology annotation, cellular component: ciliary basal body; endoplasmic reticulum membrane. The transcript has 16 exons. The record is from RefSeq and is a predicted model, not a curated record. Bases 500 to 1810 code for a protein of 436 amino acids.
UGAACUGCCUGUUGACGAAGAAGGUUAUUUGGAAAGGCAAAGAGAUUGUGGCAGGUGAAAGUACUUGGGCUUUGGUUUACUUCCCUCCUCCCCCCAAACCAGUGUCUUCCUUUCCCGUCAGCAAUACAUACAGCUUUCACAUGUAAAUGCAUAUCUGUCAUGGAUAUCUAGGCCUGCUUAGAUGUUGCUAGUCUUAAUUGUGUAGUCAGUUAAGCUUGCCUUUUUAUGUGAUUUUCCUUGCAGGAAAAAAGGCUAGCUUCUGGUCUGACAGAAGUGUAAAAGCAUAUGGCUAGAGUCUCAUUCAGUUGAUGUUUUUUGGAAUCUUUUUGUGCCUGGAUGCUUUUCUGUAUGUAUUCACCCUGCUUCCUUUGAGAGUUUUUCUGGCAAUGUUCCGGUUCAUCACUUUGCCUUGCUAUGGCUUACGACACAACAGUUUGAUAACAGCACCGCUUAGGCAUAUUCAGACGGAAGGGAAGAGCACUUUCACUUCCUUUAUAGGAUGGAAUGUGGUGUCACAGGGAUUCCUCCUUGCUCUCAUCGAGGCCUAACAGCAAGUGAUAGACGUUUGCUACAACCUGCUCAGGUAUGUGACAUUCUCAAAGGAGUUAUAUUGGUCAUCUGCUACUUCAUGAUGCACUAUGUUGACUACUCUAUGAUGUAUCAUCUGAUAAGGGGACAGUCUGUCAUAAAGCUCUACAUCAUCUAUAACAUGCUUGAGGUGGCUGAUCGUCUGUUUUCUUCAUUUGGGCAAGAUAUUUUGGAUGCUCUUUAUUGGACAGCUACAGAACCUAAGGAAAGAAAAAGAGCUCACAUAGGUGUGAUUCCUCACUUCUUCAUGGCAGUGCUGUAUGUCUUCCUGCAUGCUAUUCUUAUAAUGGUUCAAGCAACAACACUUAAUGUGGCCUUCAACUCCCACAAUAAAUCACUGCUUACCAUCAUGAUGUCCAAUAAUUUCGUUGAAAUAAAAGGAAGUGUUUUCAAGAAGUUUGAGAAGAACAAUCUUUUUCAAAUGUCAAAUAGCGAUAUAAAGGAGAGGUUCACCAAUUAUGUGCUGCUACUAAUUGUAUGUCUAAGAAAUAUGGAACAGUUCUCAUGGAAUCCAGAUCAUCUUUGGGUGUUAUUCCCAGAUGUUUGCAUGGUGGUUGCUUCAGAAAUUGCGGUGGAUAUUGUGAAACAUGCCUUUAUAACAAAAUUCAAUGACAUCACAGCAGAUGUCUACAGUGAAUACAGAGCCAGUCUUGCAUUUGACCUUGUUAGCAGUCGACAGAAAAAUGCAUAUACAGAUUAUAGUGAUUCAGUUUCCAGAAGAAUGGGUUUCAUUCCUCUUCCACUGGCUGUUUUACUCAUCAGGGUCGUAACAAGCUCAAUAAAAGUACAAGGAGUCUUAGCUUAUGUUUGUGUUGUGCUGUUCUACUGUGGGUUAAUAUCUCUGAAAGUCCUUAACAGUAUUGUAUUGCUGGGGAAAUCAUGUCAAUAUGUAAAGGAGGCAAAAAUGGAGGAGAAAUUAUUCAAUCCUGUCCUGACUGCCACCCCAGGGAAGCCAGCUGGCAAACAGCAAAGCAUGUUUAAAUCUACCCAAGGAAUUUCCACAGAUGAAAAUGGAUCUACAUCAGUUACCAAUCAGCCUGUGCAUCAGAAGGAGAAUAUGCCAUCUUUACUUGUAACAAGCAGUUCUGAUCAAUUUCUGACAACUCCUGAUGGAGAAGAAAAAGAUAUAAGCCAAGACAGUUCAGAAUUAAAGCACAGGUCUUCAAAGAAGGACUUGUUGGAGAUAGACAGGUUUACUAUUUGUGGAAACAGAAUUGACUAAGUUUUGGGGGGGGUUUUUUUUGGUUUUGUUUUUUUUUUUUUUUAAAUCAAUGUGCUAAGGAUACUGAGCUGUUGGGACAGCAGAUGCUACCAGAAUGGACAGUUGCCCCAAAAGGCACAUAAAUAUUUAUUUAAAAACUUAAAUUAUUAAUGGCAAAAAAUAUUAAUUUCUUUCUACAAGUAACUUGGCUUGGUAUCUGGUCAGGUCAAGUAAGUGAUCUUUAACUUGCCUCUUGGAAAAUGUGGUGGAUCCUGAGUCUCUAGCCUGGUGGCAGAGCUGCAGUAUCACUUUUCUGGAAAAUAGACUGGAAAAAAAGCAUAAUCCUGUUCUGCAUUAUGAAACCAUGCUUCCAGAACAUACUACUUUUCAUGAAGGGUUCCUCCAGUGUAAGGAUAUUCCUGGAAAUGUAUGACAACUUGAUCAGAAGCUUGCCUUUCCAGUUAACCUUGUUUUAUUAAACAUCUGCAAGCAGAAUUCAAAGCUUGUGCUUAUAUCAACAAACGCGUAAAGCAUUGGUACAUAAAACAGUAAGUCAAGAUAGUUAUUCUUGUCAACAAAAACCUUUUCAAGAUGUAUCUUGAAAAUCUUGUAAUCAGAAUAAAAUUUUGCCUUUAAAUGAAAGACUUACUGCAUACUAUUUUAUCUAAAUACUAAACACCAAGGAAAGAUCACCGUAAUGAAGGUUCUGCUUAACUGGGCAAAUAUGAAGCAUAUUCAUUUCUUGUGUUGUGUGUCCUGCAAGGCAAAUUAUUUAUAAAAUUAUUUUUAAAAGCUGAGGAUUUUUUGUUGCUGUAGGAAAAAAUAAUAAAGGGGCAUUUAUAUUUGUUGAGGAAAGGCAGUGUUAGUUGCAGCAAGCAAGUGUUAUGCUGGAACUUUAUGUAUGGCAUUAACACGGCAGAAAAGAAUAUUACACUGUGGUUUGGGUUUAACUGAUAAUAGUGACAUCUGUGUAUUAACUUGCCUGAGAACAUGCCUAUAAAAGCUCAUACUGACAAUCAAAUCAAUUAUCCAUUUUAAUUGAUUCGGUUUAGACAAACUUAAGUAGAUGGACUGGAUCUUUAAAGACUGUUUAAGCAUUACAAUGCAUCCUAAUUUCUGGUGUGAGAUGCAGUUGUGGGAGAAUUGAUGAAAGAUGGUUUGGAAUCCUCAGAUGAAGAAUGGAAUAAAUUUGAGCUCAAAACUUAGGCUGGAGACUUGUAUCAGAAGAGACCCUUUAGUUAAUGAUAAAUUCUUCAUAUAUUGUUAAAACACAGCAUUAACUUCAAAUGCCUUUCAGAUAUUUAAGUAAGCACCAGUUUCACUUUCCAAGGGAAGGUAUCAUAAAAGUACUUCAGUGCUGAACAAAUGAAGACAAAAUUUGCUCUUUGCUAAUUUCGUAAUUUGUCAGAGUGGGAAAGCCAAAGUUUAUUUGCUUUAUGAACAUGCGAAAGUUCAAUGUAUAUGCUAAUCCCUGAAACUUGCAGGACUACAGUAAUAUAGCAAAUGGAGACAGUUGGACAGAGUUAUGUGUCUGAGCAGACUUGGUAAUGAGGUAGCUUUGCCAUACAGGUUAGCAUGGUCUGCUCUGGUCGGAACUUCUUGCUGCAGUCUUUCAGCCUCUCCUAUCCCAUCAAGAGUAGCUGGAGUAGUGGCCAAAAUCUGUGGUUACUGUUCAGGGAUGAGAGUAAAAAGAAGAGAGGACUCGUGCUGGGGAAAAAUAUGAAAUUCUUUAAUUUUUGAUGUAUUUUAUACUAAUUGGAGAUGUUCACAUUGAAAUUCAGAUUAUCUGUCAAUUUGGUGUAUCUUAUUUUUUAAUUAUUUAGCAGUUGCUAAAGAAAGCUUGGAAUUGCUUUCAUAUUUUUUUUUCUGUUGAAUGACAUUCUGUAUCAAUUUUAUAAGUGCAUCUUGUGUGAAACUCAAUAAAAUUCAAUUUUGUAAUAUUUGUUUAAAAAAGGAAAA